AUGAACAACCAACGUCCAAGAAGGACCAUAGAGAGCCCCAAUCUCUCUUCCAUUCUCCCGCACGAUUUGAUCGUUCAAAUUCUGUUGAGGUUACCGGUGAGAUCUCUGCUUCGUUUCAAAUCGGUGUGUAAGCCUUGGCUCUCUCUCAUUUCCGAUCCCCAAUUCGGUAAAUCUCACUAUGACCUAGCUGCUGCACCCACCCACCGGUGUCUUGCAAAAUGUAAUGAUUCUGAAGUUGAAUCCCUAGAUAUAGAUGCAUCACUUCAAAAUUAUGAGUCUUCUGUAGUAAACCUCAAAUAUCCCCUUUCAUCACCCCAUCACGAGAACAAACCUGUUGAUUUCUUGGGUUCUUGUAGAGGGUUUAUACUUGUUGCCAAUCGAGGGGGUAAUAUUAUUGUGUGGAAUCCAUCAACCAGUGUCCAGAGAAGAAUUGUAGACAACCUUGGAUGGAAGAAGUUUCAGUUUUUAAAUGGUUUUGGAUAUGACCCAUCAACGGAUGACUACUUGCUUGUUCGUAUAGAAGUGAUUUUUUGGGAUGAUUAUAUUUAUAGUCAACAAGAUCCAAACAUUAUAGCUAAUCAUCCUACUCGUAUUCGCCUUUUUUCCAUGAAAACAAAUUCCGGGUUAUACCUAGAGGGUACUUAUGCUCAAUAUGUGAAUUUGUGUUAUUGUGAAUUCAGAGUUGGGUCCUUCUUGAACGAAGCUCUGCAUUGGUUGGUUACCUCUGUUGAAACCAGUAAUCAUGCAAUCAUUGCCUUUGAUUUGGUAGAAGGAAGUUUGUCAGAGAUUCCUUUGUCUCAAAUUUUAGCCAGGGAAUUAGAAGGUAGAGAGUAUCAUUUGCGGUUCAUGGGAGAAUGUUUCAGCCUAUGUUGCCCGGGUGAUCAGUCUGGCGUGGCUUCAAUGGCUGAGAUUUGGAUGAUGAAAAACUAUAAAGUGCGGUCUUCUUGGACUAAGUUAUUUGCUUUUUCUACUUGUAACAUUCCCCGCAACAUGUUUUGUCCAAUAUGUUUCACCAAACAUGGUGAAAUUUUUGGAUCAAACGGCUCUACAAGCUUAAUGAUAGUUAAUGACGAAGGAAAGUUGCUUGAUGAAUGCACAUUUGAUACGUAUACCGAGGAUUUACUUCAUUGUGGUAUGUAUAGAGAGAGUUUACUAUCACUCCCUAAAGAAUUAGAGGAAACAAGUGAAGAUGGACCAGCUGACGAGUUCCUUAGAGGAGACAAGUGA
This is a messenger RNA of Lotus japonicus, 1227 nucleotides long. RefSeq names its product F-box protein CPR1-like. The record is from RefSeq and is a predicted model, not a curated record. Lineage: Eukaryota; Viridiplantae; Streptophyta; Magnoliopsida; Fabales; Fabaceae. Bases 1 to 1227 code for a protein of 408 amino acids. Gene Ontology annotation, molecular function: protein binding. The transcript has a single exon.